Molecule: messenger RNA, 966 nt
Organism: Betta splendens (Siamese fighting fish)
Lineage: Eukaryota; Metazoa; Chordata; Actinopteri; Anabantiformes; Osphronemidae
Gene: mrpl40
Product: mitochondrial ribosomal protein L40
Exons: 5
Coding region: 117-728 (203 amino acids)
Cellular component (GO): mitochondrial large ribosomal subunit; mitochondrial ribosome
Source: RefSeq, a predicted model, not a curated record
UUUGUAACGUCAUUUUCCUGCGUCACUCAAGCAAGGAGACUGGUUUAAUUACAUGUGAACACUUCUUGUAUUCUGAAUCAGAUUAUGAGUUUUGACUGAAGUUACAAAGUGACAUCAUGUCUUUGGGCCUAUCGCGCUGUUUAUACAGGCUCGUCUCCCAACAGCCUGGUUCUUCACGCUUCCUGUUGGGAGACCAUCACUGUGCUGUAGCGAGUCCUUGGUUUGCCCCGGUGAUGACACUGAAGACAUCUGCUCCACUAAGAGCGGAGCCCAGAAAGAAGAAAAAAGUGGAUCCCAAAAGAGAGCUAAUCUUCAGAGAGAGACUGAAAAAGAAACUGAGGAGGAUGGAAAAGGUUCCGCCUGAGCUUAUUCCUAUAGAAGACUUCAUCACACCAACAAAAUGUCUUGAUGAAACAAGGGAACGCUCUGCACCAAAACUAUCAUUUGAUGAAAGUGAGAGAAGAGCUCUUCUGUUGAAAGACUGGAGUCGAUACAAACUGAAACAGCACAUGGCUGAGGUCAAUGCUAUCGAAUGUGCUCUGGAAGCACAAAGGGAGGCGCUGAAGGAGCUCAAAUUAGAGUCUGAGGAGCUCUACCAGGCUGCACUUAAGCCAGACCUUUUUCUGUUUCCCCUGGUUCAUGAAGGUCCUGCGUACACACCGCCUAAACCUAACUAUGAAGCUCCAGAUGGAAAAUACAAUGACAUCACAAAGGUUUACACACAGUGAUGGAAAGAGUCCUCCCUGUGUGUAUUAUGUACUUUGGUUUGUGCUUUCAUUUGAGUCACUGACAGCCUGUAAGUUUAAAGGACAUUUUGCACUUUUUUUUUUAUUCAAUCAUAAAAAAUAUCAGGCUUAGAAUAGCCUCCGUUUUUUCUGUAUCAUGUGCUACAACAUUCAUGAAUGUUAUGCAUUUAAUCUUCCAAGAUGACAUCUAUAUAAACAAUAUUAAACAGUUUUAAACUUU